Messenger RNA from Pecten maximus, 3336 nucleotides. RefSeq names its product solute carrier family 22 member 21-like. Lineage: Eukaryota; Metazoa; Mollusca; Bivalvia; Pectinida; Pectinidae. Gene Ontology annotation, biological process: transmembrane transport. Gene Ontology annotation, molecular function: transmembrane transporter activity. The record is from RefSeq and is a predicted model, not a curated record. Gene Ontology annotation, cellular component: membrane.
UGGAUUUACAGCCAAUUAAAAUACAACCUGGUUCCAUUUUCACACUUUGGAUUAAGUUUCGAGUCUGUAACAAAUUAACAUCAAGUGAAGUAAUCGUAGAGAAGACCAGUUCAUCAGCUUAACGUCAUAAAGAUGUCGGCUACAAGUGUAUAUUUGGAAGGUCUAAUAGAGGAAUGCGGAGGAUUUUCCCGGUUUCAAUGGAUAAUGUUUUCCUUUAUGAUGUACAGUGCACACUCUGUGACUGGGACGAUGAUGAUGAUGACGUUUGCUGGCGCGAUUCCAGACUGGCAGUGUGGAUUUACAACCUAUUCGAAUCUUAGUACUAACUCAUCGAAAGAAACAAAAAGCGUUAAUUAUAUAGAUAAAACUUGCCAUCCUCCAGAAAACUCCUCUAUUCAAAAUUGCCAGGAAUUUAGAUUUUCGGAAAGUAUGUAUACUGUUGUCGAUGAGUGGACGCUGAUAUGUGACAAGGACUGGAUAGCCUCUACAAUCACGACUAUUCAGAUGGCCGGCUUACUGAUCAGUUGUGUGGUAUCUGGACAUCUGGCAGACUAUAUUGGUAGGAAACCGAUUUAUUUUCUAUCGUUGGUCGUACUGAUGGUUCUAAAUGUUGUGGCGGGGUUUUCGACGUCAUGGCAAAUGUUUGCAGCUCUUCGUUUCCUUCUCGGUUGUGGUGCUGGUGCCAACCUGACUGUAUUCUAUAACUACUUGAUCGAAUUUAUACCUACAAAACGAAGGUCCCUCACAGCAGCAUUUCCCUCAUGGUCACUAUGGGCAUGUGUGUUUGGAUUCAUGUCGAUGUGGCUACAUGACUGGAAGUACCUCCAUUUCUCGAUAUCUAUACUGGUACUGCCCUGUCUGUUUAUGUGGUGGUUCUUGCCAGAGAGUUUCCGUUAUCUUGUCACUCACAAACGACUAGAUGAAGCGAAAGAAGUCAUCUACAAAAUAGCACGAAUCAACGGCAAACCGGAACCGGAUAUGAGUAAGAUGAGUUACCUUGUUGAGGAAGACCUGAAAGUCGACUCAGAAAGGAAGUACAGUAUACGAGAUGUAGCUAUGUCCCCACAUUUACUGAAGUGUACUUGUUUACUGGGCAUUGCAUGGAUGUCUUGUGGGUAUGGAUAUUACGCUAUUUCAUUCGGAGUUCAGAGUCUAUCUGGAAGUUUGUACCUCAAUAUGUUUCUGCUGAACGUAGUUGACAUUCCAGGACAGGUAUCGUUAUACUACCUCACCAAUCGAUUUGGUAGAAAGUGGAUGACAUUGAUUUUGCUGUUGUCGGCAGGCCUAACAGGAUUUGUUGUGGCAGCUUUACAAAUAUCUGACUUAGAAAUGAAGGACUCCCUGAUCAACUGGUUUGCUCUUGCUUCCAAGAUGAGUGUGGGCGUUGGCUGGGGAGCACUGGCCAUCCUCUCUAUAGAGACAUACCCUACGGUGGUCAGGAAUAUUGGGUAUGGAAUGCUGAACUCGUUUGCUAGGAUUGGAGCGAUGGUGGCGCCACAAAUAGUAUACUUGAACAGCUAUAUACCAGGCGCCAUGUACAUUAUUUUUGGUGUUGUAAUGGUCUUAUCAGCGUUCUGUAUGUAUUUCAUCGAAGAAACAAACAAAAAACCUAUCAAAGAUGGCAUAGCAACACAUGAAUACGAGAGGAAGGAAAUGUGGAAGUUCCAUGGCCAUACAAACGAAGCAUUCGAUACGAGACUGUAAUUUAAAAAAAUAAUCAAAACGUUUCUUUAAUUGUGUGGAUGGUAUGGUUUUGUAUCUGUUUUUAUUCGUUGUGAAGUUAGUAUGUAUGUGUGUGCAGAGGUGUGGAUAUUUCAUGAGAGAGCUUGUGUGUAGAAAGUAAUAGAAUGCAUGGUGGUGAUUAUUAUAAUGACGAUGAUAAUGACGAUGAUUUGACAUAUGCAUAUGCAUAGUUUGUUGUUGUUGAUGAUGAUGAUGAUGAUGAUGAUGCUUUAUCAUGAUGAUGAUGAUGUUGAGGAUGAUGAUGAUGAUGAUGAUGAUGAUGAUGAUGAUGGGCAAAAAAAUAAAACUGUUUUUCAUAGGUAAUGGACACAUUGUUUCCUAUUCACUCCAUUAUGUACCGGUUUUUCAUACUGGACAUUUUCUAUAUAAUGUGCCUGGAUGGCUGGUUCCAAACAAUGUUAAAAUGUUCAUUGGAAAGAAUAGCAUCUUUCAUAAGUUCAUUUCUCUGAUUGGUUUGUAAGCCAUCUGUUUAUCGGUAAAAAGUCUUGCUGUGGCAACACCAACAUAUCACCAAAAUGAUGUCAUCAUAACACAAUUGUUUUCAAUCGAAAUCAUCGUCACAUUAUAUUCCUCUAUAGCGCUGUGCGAAGCAUUUCCUUGACGUUGAUCAAAAUGGUGUAACGAUGACGUAACGGUGAAGUCAUGCAAGCGAUGUAGAUUGCAUCUAUGAACAUGAAUAUAGUCCAGAUUUAUAUGGAAAUAAUAGGGGAAAGCGGCGUAAAUAUUGAUGAUCUACAUGACUCUUGAUAUGAUGUUCCUCCAAGUAUGACUCCCUCUAUGUUAUACACUUGUGCCAUUUUCGGAAAUGCCAAUCCAGUCAUAAAAAUGAUUUCAAUUGUCCUUUAGAUUAAUACUGUUGAGUUAAAAUCACAAUAUAUAAAUAUAUCAAGUCAACCUGAUAAUAUGAACAGGAUCCAUUGAAAUACAUUUCAAAUUGUAAUUUACUCCUCUCUUCAUCAUUAUUCACUAAUUAAUCAGAUAUGGUUCUGUUGCAGGAUUCAUGUUAACCUUAUUGACACGUAUUUACCUCUUUGAUUUGGCAAGUAUUUAUCACGGAUGUAAAUAUCGUCGUCAAUAUUACACAAUAUAUAUAUAUUUUUUAAAGAUGAUGAUAUUAUCAAACUUUUGUAUGGCUCAGGAAUUUUUUAUUUAAAAAAAUAAAACUUCAUUUUACAAUAUAUUGUGUUUAUAUUUCAAUUAGGACUAUUAUUUAUGGCAAAUAAUUAAACGACAUAUUACGUCCGGGUAUUUAUGGAAGAAGUUUAUUUUGCACUAUCGUAAUCGUAAUAAUGGAAGUCUUGUCGAAAUGAACAAGCAACAUUACGAUUACAUUCUACAUAGAUAUAUUGUUAGCUCAUUGACAUUUUAACGUUAAUAUCAAUAUCCACUACAAUUUAAACGUACAUUAUGUAGUAGCUGUUUUGCUCAACACGAUAUUCACAAAUUCAAAAUAUUAAUCUACAGAAAAUAAAUAUAAAACAGAUUCAAAUAUUUUUUCCUGUGAUGGCUUUUUGAAGUAUUGGUAAGCACAUCAGGUCUCUAUGUGGAUUGAUACGGAUGACCUUGUCCUGCUGCAUCAACAUCCUUUCGGAG